Molecule: messenger RNA, 1005 nt
Organism: Mugil cephalus (flathead mullet)
Lineage: Eukaryota; Metazoa; Chordata; Actinopteri; Mugiliformes; Mugilidae
Product: histone H2A-like
Exons: 1
Coding region: 290-673 (127 amino acids)
Cellular component (GO): nucleosome
Molecular function (GO): DNA binding; structural constituent of chromatin; protein heterodimerization activity
Source: RefSeq, a predicted model, not a curated record
UGACGCUGCUUCGGGCGUCCGGCUCCUGAUUGGUGAGCGGCUCUUCCCGGAGCUCAGCACCGCCUACAGGCGAGCAACCCCGCCACAAUGUGCGCUGUUGAUUGGAGAAAAGUCGGUUCAAAAAGUCCGCUAAAACUGAGGGAGGGCCGCCCUCUGCUGCUCUGCUGGAAGCUUUUCUGGUUGGUCUGCCAGGAAACGUCACCACUGAGGGUGGACAUAUAAAGGAGAGCCUCUGCUGCUUGAGACACAUUUUCUUUGAGUCUCGAUUCAAGGAAAGCAAUCAGCAAAAAUGAGUGGCCGCGGAAAAACCGGAGGAAAAGCCAGAGCUAAGGCAAAGACCCGCUCUUCUCGUGCAGGGCUCCAGUUCCCAGUGGGCCGUGUUCACAGGCUGCUGCGUAAAGGCAACUAUGCGGAGCGUGUUGGUGCCGGCGCCCCCGUCUAUCUGGCGGCUGUGCUGGAGUACCUGACCGCUGAGAUCUUGGAGUUGGCUGGAAACGCUGCCCGCGACAACAAGAAGACCCGUAUCAUCCCCCGUCACCUGCAGCUGGCCGUCCGCAACGACGAGGAGCUCAACAAGCUGCUCGGCGGAGUCACCAUUGCUCAGGGUGGUGUGCUGCCCAACAUCCAGGCUGUUCUUCUGCCCAAGAAGACCGAGAAGCCCGCCAAGAAGUAAACCACUACGGCUUCAUUAACAUCAAACCCAACGGCUCUUUUAAGAGCCAAACACUACUUCAAGAAAGAGCAAAUAUUUCUCUUUCCGUGGAAAGCUGCUGAAACAAAACUAUAGUGGUUACAUCAUUUUAUUUAUUUGCCUGAUUUUUGUCCCAUGUGCAGCUGUAUUCCUUGUGACAUUAUGAUAUUAAUUUUACAUUAAACUAACCCAUUUUACUCAUUUCGCAAUCCCUUCAACUUCUACUGAAUCAUUUCGCUUCCUGCCCGAUCCGGUAUGGGCGAUACUAAUUCAAUAUCGUGCAAAUACGCCUAAUAUGUCCGGUAAAUCAUGAG